Messenger RNA from Metopolophium dirhodum (rose-grain aphid), 904 nucleotides. RefSeq names its product small ribosomal subunit protein bS1m (gene mRpS28). NCBI's taxonomy places the organism in Eukaryota, Metazoa, Arthropoda, Insecta, Hemiptera, Aphididae. Bases 276 to 791 code for a protein of 171 amino acids. The transcript has 3 exons. Gene Ontology annotation, cellular component: mitochondrial small ribosomal subunit. The record is from RefSeq and is a predicted model, not a curated record.
UUGUUGUUGUGAAAGAUACAUUUUGAGGCAUCUAUAUUUACUAAUAUUUUAGAAUUUUGGAGCUACAAUUAUUGAUGGCACGGAUUGAAAUAUUGAAUUAAUUGAUCAACCCGCUACUACCCGCGCUUCUCAAUACCUUCAAGUCUAAAAGUACUCAAUUUUUUUUGCCAUAAUAAUUCUUUCAGUUUUGUCAUAACUCAUAAUUCAUUUGUCUACAAUUCUACUUUUAAAAUAAUACAUUGAAGUUAAUUUGGUAAAUUAAUUUUUUGUCUAAAAUGGCAAGUGCAUGCCGAAUAUUUUGUAGAAACAUUAACAAUACACCAUUAUCAAAAAUAAUUACAACAAAAUUACGAGUGUCUACAAAGGAAUUUAUUCGACCUUAUAGUCACGGUGAACCACAAGACAAGUUAGCUUCUUUAAAACAUGGUGCUUUUGCUGAGUUUUAUGAAAAAACCAAAGAGAACAAACAAGUUAUUGAAGAAGACCAAGACUUUGAAAUGCUAUUGAGGAAUUCAAAUUUUAUAAAUCUUGGUGAUCCCGAGGGUAAACAAGUGAUCGGAACUAUAUUUCAUAUUGUUGAUAAUGAUUUGUACAUUGACUUUGGAUGGAAAUUUCAUUGUGUUUGUACAAGACCAAUUAAAAAUGCUGAUUCGUUUGUACGAGGAUCACAAGUAAAAUUAAGAAUCAAAUCCUUAGAAUUAGCUACCCGGUUUUUGGGCUCUGAAAAGGAUUUAACUCUACUCGAAGCAGAUGCAGCACUUUUGAGUCUUCACAAACCAAUAAAAUAUUAGAUAUACUGUAUUUCAUACUUUAAUUUGUUGAAAAUUAUAUUGGUUUAGCAAUUUGUUUUGUAUGUUAAUUUUAAAAUGCUUGUAAAAUAAAAGGUUUGAUUUAUAUAAAUUAA